AUGUCUGGAUUUGAAAAGACUGCAGCUGAGAAGACAGAUGUUAAUGACAUUAUUAAGAUCAGUGAUACAGAGAAGAAGGACAAUUUGACUAUAGUUUCAAUGAAGAAAAUGUCUAUGUCUUUCAAGCAUAAGAUAUUGAGUUUGAUUGCACUGAAACUCUCAAAACACAUUCAAAUCAGUGAGUGA
Messenger RNA from Blastomyces dermatitidis ER-3, 186 nucleotides. RefSeq lists its product as uncharacterized. The coding region runs from base 1 to 186 and encodes 61 amino acids. The transcript has a single exon. The record is from RefSeq and is a predicted model, not a curated record. NCBI's taxonomy places the organism in Eukaryota, Fungi, Ascomycota, Eurotiomycetes, Onygenales, Ajellomycetaceae.